Molecule: messenger RNA, 3540 nt
Organism: Marasmius oreades (fairy-ring Marasmius)
Lineage: Eukaryota; Fungi; Basidiomycota; Agaricomycetes; Agaricales; Marasmiaceae
Exons: 10
Coding region: 257-3319 (1020 amino acids)
Source: RefSeq, a predicted model, not a curated record
AAACAUUCGGUUCUCGCCUGCAUCACAGAAGAAAUGUAACCCAGACAUGGAACUGUUCAAGUCGACGAUACUCACAUUCACGCGGGAAUCGUUGCAAUUAUACUGUUCCAGCCCACUAGCGUUGACUGGACCUUCGAAGAGGAUUCGUCCACGAGGAGAGAAAUCAAGCAGCGGCACUGCGGUCCUUGCCGUGGGUGAUUAUCAGUGUUGACAUUGACUGUCAUCAGCGAUACAGCAUCAUGCCUGUUCACAUACAAUGUCGGCAACAGAACGAGGUAGUUCCUCACAGUCUCGACCAGGAUACGAUUCUCAGCCCUUCACGGGCCUCAUCUGUGGACUGAGACCCGACGCGAUGUCUGAGGAUCGACCAAGCUCUGGAAAUUCUUUGCCCACCGUCACAAUAAAAGCUGUUCGAGUCGAGGAUAUACCAGUACAUAGAGCUGCAGAACUGUUAUUGACGAUCAAGUACGGUGGAAUCAAGCAUAAGAUAACGAGCUGGAAUACAUCUCGAGGUCUCUGGGAUGCCGCUAUUCAGAUACGAGAACCAGAAGCAAAAUCGGACUUCAUUCACGUUGAACUCCGUCAACGAAAGUCACAGAAUCUGUUUCGAAGUAACAUCGUUGGAAGUGGGGAAUUCGAAAUUGAUCACCUAUGGAAGUCGGCACGGGAAGGAACGCAUGAGUUCAGAACGACAAUUACGGCUAGCGACCAUCAUUUGAACUUGAAAAUCAGAAUGAUGUUCGAGGUCACUCUCAGUUGCGGAUCCGGAGACUGUUCAAAUUCGCACGACAACGCACAACCAAUACGACAAUUGACCGACUUGAAUGACACUCCCUCUGGUAUACGAAGUCCUCCAGAACCACGUCUAUCCCCGGCACGUUCAAUCCUUCCAGACACGGCCGCCGAAACUACAGUGAUUGUCCCUAGCUUACCUCCGAAGGCUCCCUCAGAAACCCUAGGAGUGACCUUGUCUAACAUACGGCCAAUCACGGACAUGCUGGAACGUUUGGCACAGGUGCACCCCAUCGCCGAGGUAACUUGGUUUGUUGUUUCAAGCGCGUACCGUGCAAUCACAGCACAGUAUGAUAGAGAUACGGAAAUCGUUCAGCUGUAUGACGCAAUGUGCAAAUUGUAUGAAGCCGCGACGAAGGAGGAUGUGUUGAACCGGCACGCUGAAUUUUCCGCGUUAUUCGAUGCAAUGAUCAAUCAAUCGAUCGAGUGCUGUCUGUUCAUAACGAAUUACAGUUCUGGAGGUUAUCUCAGACGUCUGAUUGGCAACAUCAGUGCCUCGGAGAAGAUCCAAAAGUUGAACACGGCGUUGAGCGAGCUGGAGGCGCGGUUCAAAGACGUACAACUUCGAGCUGUUACUGCCACGGUGCUGGCUUUACGUCCUCAGCUGGAGGUUCUAGGAUGGAACACACACCUGCAAGCACUUCGUAUCCAACAACUGAGGCCACGAGAGCCUUGUCUUUUAGGAACUCGUCGUGAAACAUUGCUCAAGAUUAUGGACUGGAUUGCCAGAGGCGAGGAAUCUGUCAUGUGGCUUUCUGGCGUCGCUGGUUGUGGGAAGAGCUCAGUCAUGGCAUCCCUCAACAACCAUCUGAUCAGCAUGGGAUGUACUAGUCGAUUGGCCGCAUUCAUCCGCUUCGACCGUUUCGACCUCAGUGACCCCUCGGGUUUCGUGAGGACACUCGCAUAUCAACUGGGGUUAUUCGAUCAACGGCUUGGAGAGCUGAUUGCAAAAGCUGUCGAAACUCGACCCCAAAUCGUUGGUCAUACGCAACUCUUGGACCAGCUACAUGUACUCGUCCUGGAGCCACUACAGACAUGUAUAUCUAUGCAGGAUGAGGGUCCCAUUGUUAUUCUCAUCGAUGGCUUCGAUGAAUGCAUGCAGGAAUCUGGUGGCAGCGAUAGCUUCCGUCAAUUACUCGCGCUUUUCUCUGACCCUCAAACCUUCGAGUCUUUCCCCUUUGUACGUUUCGUUAUCGCAAGCCGUCCUGAGGACCGUAUUCGGCAAGCAUUUCGCCAUCGGAAACACAUUCAACACUUUCCCCUUGACAUCUCAUCUAAAGAAACCAAAGCCGAUAUUACUCACUACUUCAAUGUGAAAUUUUCCGAAACCUGUUCCCAUCACCCACCUUUUGCCAAGCUCUGCGAGGAGUUGAAUAUCGUUGAACAACUUUCUGAGCGAGCUAGUGGGUUAUUCAUAUGGGCAGCGACGAUCUUCAGAUUUCUGGAUGGAUAUCCGACAAAGCAGCGUGUCAAUACCGUGCUCUCAAUUUCCCCACCUGCGGAUGCACUUAUCGCGCUCACUGACCUCUACCAAAAAAUCCUCGACAGUAUUGCUAAAGAGGGAGGCGGAAUCCAAAACCUCAUCGUCGCAGUCUUCGGUUUUAUCAUAGCUGCCGGCAACAUUUACAUGUCCAACCGUGCUUGCAUAGAGGGAGGACCCGCCCUUACACCCUCCAUUCUUUGCCACUGUAUAAGGCACUCAGGCUACGACAUGGAUGACAGCGACAUUUUGCUGAUACUUUCGAAGCUUGGUAGUGUCUUACGAGGUGAUUUGGAAACCGAUAAACCGUUGUAUCUUCUCCACAAGUCUUUUGAUGACUUUCUGAGCGACUCGGAACGCUCUGGAGAGUGGUUCGUCGACGUAGAAAAGCAUUGGUCCCGACAACUGGGGUUUUCCUGUCUGUCUAUCGUCCACUCCCACAUCCUUACCGACACUCCUUCAUAUUCGGAGGUGUUUCAUUAUGCCAGUUUGAACUGGGCCCCGUUGAGUGCAACAACUGGUUGGUCAGGCAUCGAAGAAAUACCUUCAUUCCAGGAUCUCUUUCGUGAGAUGAUGGAAAGGCAUUUGCUACGUUGGAUAUAUGUCCUUCACCUAAUCAAAGACGAUUGGUUCAGGAGCCAAACGCACGAUAUUCAUUCAAUCACCUUUAGGUCGCUUCGGCGGUUGUUUGAUACGGACGAUAAACAAGAAAUAGCGAUAUUAACAAGACAAACUGUUUCGUUCCAGGAUCGUUUUACGGACCUUCGUGUCAAACUGAUUACACUCAACCGUGCACUCAAAGCAUUCUUUCUCUUCUUGUGUAAAGCUGGACCAUCGACUCCGAUUUACAAAUACUAUGCACGGCAGUUUGUGCAGAUCGCAAAAGGGUCAGCCGACUUUUCCGAGAUCCUGACAGUCAUUGCAAGUGAGAAUACGUUGCAAUCUUUCGAAGAAAGACAGGAUUCAACUGAAACGUUUAUCUCUGGCAUCCCGGACAAUGUCGACGAAUUACUGGAUAAUGCCUGGAAUAGUUUUUUUGCGAGUUGAUGUCAUUUUGUCUCAAUACAAUAGUGGAUUUGGACGAAUCAUGGUGGUGGAAUAUACGACCCCGUUAUUAAUACACAUUCCAUCGGGAUGUAUGCAAAGUUCUAGACACGAAUUAUGUACAUUUAGUAUAACUGACUUGCCUUACGUUUCCUAAUAAUUUUGGCUACAGAGGAAGAAGUACUAUCUAGUAGUUAGCGAACAUUGACACACCACGCAACCAC